AUGUGGGAGAAUUUGGAGGAAUUAGAUUUGUGUGACAACAAACUAACUCGACUACCAGACUCAAUUGGCGAGUUAAUAAAAUUACAACGUUUGUUUAUUCAAUCUAAUCAAAUAACCACACUCCCAGACUCGCUGACAAAGUUGACAAAUCUGAAUCAAUUUUUUUGCGAUGAGGGUCCCGGGAUGUCAAAUACAGCGGUGAUGUUAAUUAACAGAAUCGAAAUUGAGAAACUAAUGAUGCAAUUAUUUCCGCAUAAACAUAUUAAACACCAGUAUAUAGAAAUGACACAUCCAAGCGGUGGAGAAAACAAACCAGUAUGGGUGGAGAAUGAACAAGCUUGUUAUGGUAAUGGAUGUGAUUUGAAAGAAAUCCCCGGUGAACUCUUUACAAUCUAUCGACAUGCAAAGAAUAUAGUAUUGAAUAAUAACUGCAUUGUGAAGAUACACGAUAGUAUUAUCGUGUGGCAGAAUUUAGAAACGUUAUAUCUGAAUAGGAAUAAACUGACACAUUACCAGACUCAAUUGGCGAAUUACAGAAACUGCGUAUUUUGUACAUUGAUGAGAAUGAUUUAA
This is a messenger RNA of Saccoglossus kowalevskii, 573 nucleotides long. RefSeq names its product plant intracellular Ras-group-related LRR protein 3-like. The record is from RefSeq and is a predicted model, not a curated record. Lineage: Eukaryota; Metazoa; Hemichordata; Enteropneusta; Harrimaniidae.